Molecule: messenger RNA, 1532 nt
Organism: Carcharodon carcharias (great white shark)
Lineage: Eukaryota; Metazoa; Chordata; Chondrichthyes; Lamniformes; Lamnidae
Gene: ass1
Product: argininosuccinate synthase 1
Exons: 15
Coding region: 145-1392 (415 amino acids)
Biological process (GO): L-arginine biosynthetic process; urea cycle
Cellular component (GO): cytoplasm
Molecular function (GO): ATP binding; argininosuccinate synthase activity
Source: RefSeq, a predicted model, not a curated record
CGCCCCGCCCCCUGAGCCCUCUCGUCCUGGGCUCUGUUUAUAACCCGCGAGCCGGUAAAUUGUGCGCAGAAGCAGACGGAGCGCGAGCGGCGUGGUUGCAGGGCUUGAGUGCCAGAGAUCAACAGACCGAGUGACUCAGAUAAAAUGUCUCAAUCUAAAGGUACAGUUGUUCUAGCCUACAGCGGUGGAUUGGACACCUCUUGCAUUCUGGUUUGGCUAAAGGAACAAGGAUAUGAAGUUAUUGCUUAUCUGGCUAACGUAGGACAGGAUGAAGAUUUUGAAGCUGCUCGAGAGAAGGCUUUAACUCUUGGAGCCAAAAAGGUUUUUAUUGAAGAUUUGCGAAAGGAGUUUGUAGAAGAGUUUAUCUGGCCGUGGGUGCAGUCAAAUGCUGUUUAUGAGGACAGAUACUUCCUUGGAACAUCACUGGCUAGACCUUGUAUUGCUAGAGGUCAGGUCAAGAUCGCAAAACAGGAAAAAGCUCAAUUUGUGUCCCAUGGAGCCACAGGAAAGGGAAAUGAUCAGAUUCGGUUUGAGUUGACUUGCUAUGCACUGUAUCCAGAAGUCAAGAUCAUCUCCCCAUGGAGGUUGCCAGAGUUUUACAAUCGAUUCGUGGGACGCAAUGAUUUGAUGGAAUAUGCAAAGGCAAAUGGCAUUCCUGUUCCUGUCACUCCCAAAAGCCCUUGGAGUAUGGAUGCUAACAUCAUGCAUAUCAGCUACGAGUCUGGGAUCCUGGAAAACCCCAAGAAUCAUGCACCAGAUGGUAUGUUUAUGAUGACAGUUGACCCAGUGAAGUCUCCAAGCAUUCCCGACGAAUUGGAGAUUGAGUUCAAAAAUGGUGUCCCUGUCAAGGUCACCAACCUGGGUGACAAGACCACUUACAGCUCGGCCCUUGAACUGUUCAUGUACCUCAAUGAAAUCGGGGGUAAGCAUGGGGUUGGACGGAUAGACAUCGUGGAGAAUCGCUUCAUUGGCAUGAAAUCACGCGGUAUCUAUGAGACCCCAGGUGGGACAAUUCUGUAUCAAGCUCAUGUGGACAUUGAGGCCUUCACCAUGGACAAGGAAGUGAGGAAAAUCAAGCAGCUACUGUCACUGAAGUUUUCCGAACAGCUGUACAAUGGAUUUUGGGACAGCCCUGAGUCUACAUUUGUCCGGCACUGCAUCAACAAAUCACAGGAGUAUGUCGCAGGGAAAGUUCAGCUGUCUGUCUUCAAGGGACAUGUUUACAUUCUUGGUCGGGAGUCACCUAGUUCCCUGUACAACCAGGAUCUUGUCAGCAUGAAUGUCCAGGGUGAUUAUGACCCAACUGAUGCAGGUGGAUUUAUUAAGAUUUGCUCUUUGAGGCUGAAGGAAUACCAUCGUCUCCAGAGCUCCAUGAUUCCAAAAUCUAAAUGAAUGAGGUCAAACUUUAAAACUUUAAUUAUCAAGUUGAUGCAGUUGAAUUUUACAGGAUAUGAAAUUCUGUGAUGAAAGGAAAGUGUGGAUUUUCCCUGUAUGUUAUUGGUUUCACUUUAAAUAAAAUGAAUAAUCUUGAA